This is a messenger RNA of Coturnix japonica (Japanese quail), 1270 nucleotides long. Lineage: Eukaryota; Metazoa; Chordata; Aves; Galliformes; Phasianidae. The record is from RefSeq and is a predicted model, not a curated record.
GAUAAAUCCUUAUGUAGGAUAAGCUUUAGAAAGACUUGAAGCAAACCAUCAGUGAACACUGACACACUUUGCUGCCCUAAGCUCACAUCUGUGAGCAGGAAUUUUCCCUUCCCAGCUGGUCUGGUGGUGGAAGAAUAAUAGAAUGUUUAGAAAACAAACACACUAAACAUCCCUUUCCUAAUGAGCCACUUGGUGUUCUUCCCUGAUCACAAUAGAAGAGCCAAUGGCUCAGAUGAGCAGAUUACGGGGAAAUGAGCCACAGCUGAGGCCCUCAGGUGGGAAGGAAGGCAUUUAAGGAGGUUGAGAGGGAUGCUGGGGGUUGUUGAAAGGGAAAAGCUGCAACAAGAAGGGAUCUUCAUAGGAGUGUGGUUCUUUUGUGGAUGGGAGAAGCCAGAAAGCCAGGAGGAUCUGGAAGAUUGACCUCCAUUCCUACAAGAUGUCCUGCUAUGACCUGUGCCCCACCAACAUUGGAGGCAUCAGCCGCCCCCAGCCCAUCGCUAACAGCGGGAAUGAGCCAUGCGUCCGGCAGUGCCCUGACUCCACAACUGUGAUCCAGCCACCUCCUGUUGUUGUCACCUUCCCUGGACCCAUCCUCAGCUCUUUCCCCCAGGAUUCAGUUGUGGGAUCCUCGGGAGCACCUGUCUUUGGGGGCUUUGGGGGCUCCUCCCUGGGCUACGGGGGUCUGUAUGGCUAUGGAGGCUCCUCCCUGGGCUAUGGGGGNGGUCUGUAUGGCUAUGGAGGCUCCUCCCUGGGCUAUGGGGGCCUGUGUGGCUAUGGAGGUUCCUCCCUGGGCUAUGGGGGUCUGUAUGGCUAUGGUAGAUCCUAUGGUUCUGGCUAUUGCAGCCCUUACUCCUAUCGGUACAACAGGUACCGCCGUGGCAGCUGUGGGCCCUGCUAAGCCAUGUAGGACUAUUCCCUGCACAGGAGCAAACCAGCAAAUGGGCAGUACUAUCCCGAUCCUCAUCUGAGUUCCUGAAUAAGGGGCAGAGCAUCAGCAAUUUCUUCUUAAUGCUGUGGAGUCAGAAUAGCUCCUUCAAUCCCAUUUCUAAUUUUUUCUUUCAUCUCUUCUGUGCCCUGUCGGUGGCCAGGCAUGUUCAACUCCAUCCAUGUCCCCAGAGGUCAUUUCUGGGCCCUGCUCUGGCCACUGCCUGGGAAAAACCCGAAGAAACACCUUUCCUGAAGCCCUAUGGGACUCCUUCCCACCAGAGCCUGUUGCAUUCCUGCUGUUGUGUCCUUUACUGCCUAUACAAUAAAACAAGCCUGUAUCUAC